Vigna unguiculata (cowpea) is the source of this 2556-nucleotide messenger RNA. Its product is annotated as proline-rich receptor-like protein kinase PERK8. Gene Ontology annotation, biological process: protein phosphorylation. NCBI's taxonomy places the organism in Eukaryota, Viridiplantae, Streptophyta, Magnoliopsida, Fabales, Fabaceae. Gene Ontology annotation, molecular function: protein kinase activity; ATP binding. The record is from RefSeq and is a predicted model, not a curated record.
AUGAGCUACCAUGAAGCACACCAAAGGGCUGAAAAAUCUGUUUGCUCUGUUUGCCAUAACAGAAGACCACAGUUUGAAAGGAACAGAAAAAAAGAGUUCUCAUAUGCUGAGUUGUGUGCAGCCACACGAGGGUUUUCCCCUAAGAACUAUCUAUCAGAAGGGGGGUUUGGUUGUGUCUAUAAAGGGGAGUUGCGUGGACAGAAGGUUGCUGUCAAGAAACACACGUAUGCUAACCAAAAGGGAGAGAAGGAAUUCAAGUCUGAAGUUGAUGUCCUCAGCAAAGCAAUGCAUGAGAAUGUGGUCAUGCUGUUAGGAUCAUGCUCAGAACGGAACAAUAGACUUCUUGUGUAUGAAUAUGUCUGCAAUGCUUCAUUGGACCAACAUUUAUCUCAACAUUCUCGUAAACCUCUUGAUUGGACAGACAGGGUGAAAGUAGCUGAUGGAGCUGCCAAAGGACUGCUAUACCUGCAUGAGAAUAACAUAAUACACAGAGAUUUGACAGCAAACAACAUUCUUCUUACACAUGAUUAUGACGCAUUGCUAGGCGAUUUUGGUUUGGCUAGAACUGUGAUUGAAGACUCCUCAUACUCCACAGAAUGUUUUGGGAGUCGGGGUUAUAUGGCACCAGAAUAUGCAGAAUUUGGUAAAGUGUCAAUUAAAACAGAUGUGUAUUCCUUUGGGGUGGUUCUACUACAGCUAAUAACAGGAAUGAGACCUAUGGAUAAAAGACUCGGAGAAAGAAGUCUUAUGGGAUGGGCAAGGCCACUUUUAAAAGAUAGGAAAUAUGCAGAUUUAGUUGAUGAAAGAAUCACAAAAUCUCAUGAUGCCCAUCAACUAUUUUGGAUGAUUCGAUUAGCAGAGAAAUGUCUAAGCAGAGAGCCCAAAAAGAGACUAAAUAUGAUUCAGGUUGUUGAUGCUUUGACUCACAUAGUGGAAGGCAGAACACAUGCCAGCAUCUUAAGAGAUUGCUUCCCUGCAAGGUCAGGUUCGAUUUAUAGUGCAUCAGACUCUGAUGAAUCUGAAGAAGAAAUGAAGGAAUCCUUCAAGUUUGAAGAUGAAUUACUAAUUCAGUUUAGUUCCUUUAAAUGAAUAAAGUUUCCACUUGUUAAAGUGGUUGUUUUGUGAUAGAAUAUGGUUAUCCAGUACAGAUGAAUUUUAUCUUUUGGGAUGAAAAGUUGCUAUGAUGGAUUUAGUUUCAUCCUCUCUUGCAGCCUAAAAUGUUUAAUCCAAUUAAUGAACUGCAUGGUGUCAAACGUUAAGGUUUUUUUCCCCAAAACAAUCAUCAAGUCUUCAGUCUGUGAUAGCUAAUAUUUCCAGUCUCGAAGAUUUUCAAGUCAAACAUGAAAGGUAGAUUGAACUUGAAUUGCUAGGUGUGUCUAUAAAACCUAAUUAAUCUGUAAAGAAUUUUGUGUAACUCAAUAUAUCAACAAAAAUAAAUAAAUCAUGACCAACAUGCAUAAAACACCAAAUUAUGUGCCAGUACUUGAAAAUGAUUAAUCUUAAUGAGAGAAGAUUUAUUCAAUCGAUUUAUUUGAAACAAUACAUCGGCUGCUAUAUAAAGAUAGUUCUUCUAAUCCUAAAGUAUUGAUUACACAGAGAUUUUUAGAAUAUUUCAACUUCUAAUAGCUUCUAACAGGACACUUAAUAUCCUACUAAUAAACUCCUCCUCAAAUUGAUGAGUGAAUAUCUAUCAUCCCUAACUUGUAUGUGAGAUCAUAAGAUCGUUCGGUGGGAGGACUUUUUGUAAACAAAUAUGCUAAUUGAAACUCAUAUGAGACAAAAGAAGUAGCAAUAAGACAUCAAUUCAAUAUUUCUUUAAUAAAGUGAUCUAUUUCUGUGUUUUGUUCAAUCAUACUAAACUGGACCGUUAACGAUGCUAAUAGCUGAUUUAUUAUCAUAAUAAAGAAUCAUAUACUCUUACAAUAUUUCUCGGCCAUAACAAUUCACACAUCUCAUGCGUCAUAGCUUGAAAUUCAACCUUCACAAUAGACCUUGCAAUAAUAUUUUGUUUUUUACUUCUCCAGACCAACAAUUUUCACCAAGAACAAGCAAUAUCUCGAGGUAGUUUUCCUACAUGACAUACCCUACAUAAUUUGCAUCUAUAUAUACCUCCAAUUUUUAUUUUUCAUCCCUCUUGAAUGAUAAUCCCUUUCCUGGUAUCCAAAUAUUUAUAUCUUUCCCUUAACUCAUGCAUACAACUACAGUGAAAGCAUAAGCUAUGUGAGGUUUGGUGUGGGCUACCUAAAUGAGCUUCUGGGAGUUCUUCUUCACCAGCAAUUCUGUUCCCGUUUUGCGAAUUUUCUGCUGAUUUUCUAUACUCUGUUUUUUCGUUUCUGAAGUUGUUUGGUAAUAUGAACAAAUUGGUAAUAUUGGUAAUGUGUCUCUCUGUAUUGUGAGGAGAAUGCGCAAAGAGGGUGAUUGUGAAUGAUUGGGAGGAGGACAGUUCUCAGGGUGAACGAAGGUUGAAGAUGGAGAACGAGUGAUUUUUUAGAGGAAUCGUAGAACGAAGAUGGAACAAAACAAUGGAGACUUAAAACCCUUAUCGUUAAAUUUUGC